Molecule: messenger RNA, 1086 nt
Organism: Drosophila obscura
Lineage: Eukaryota; Metazoa; Arthropoda; Insecta; Diptera; Drosophilidae
Exons: 1
Coding region: 36-911 (291 amino acids)
Source: RefSeq, a predicted model, not a curated record
GUCACUGACUACAGAGCUGGGCCACACUACACACAAUGUAUGGAAAUGAUAUUUCGACCGAGCAGGCACACGAGCAGCCCCCCUUGCACAUUCAAGGACACCCAUUGAGCCAGUGGCACAGGUCGGAGGCAGUGGUUGGAUCUGCACCCAUUCCGGCAGCAGCUUCUGGCCUUCUGCCUAACAGUUCGGAAGUUGGGAUGCUGAGGAAUUCCUCAUUGCAAUAUGCGGAUAACACAUCGAAUGCUGAGGAAUCAGAUUGGGUCCAGAGCAACCAGACGGUAAUGGAAUUCACGGAAAACUGGGCAGACUGCUAUGGGACAACCGAGGGUAGAACUGAUUCCAGAAGAUUUUACGAUUUUAAUGUCCUGGCUCAAGAGUGCGCAAAUCUAAUCAAUCCUGGGUUGGUAGCGAGCGAAAAUCAUAUUCGUACACCCAUGAAAAUUCGCUUUAAAGAUAAUGUGCAGCCCAGGGCCAGGGCGGAAACAGUUGGUGAUCCUGAUCCUGAUCUCUCGGUGCAGCUGGACAAACUGAAGAUUUUCUCAACAGAAUUUCCUCAAGUGAAUCCUCACAGCCAGCGGGACAGUGCGGGGGAGGUUUCGAUAUUAAAGAAUUCGUUAUUGCAAAGUGUGGAAAACACAUCGAAGGCUCCGGGAUGUGGGUGGGUCCAGGCAAGUAACCAGACGGCAAUGAGAUUCCCGGAAAACUGGGUGAAAAGCGAUGUGAUGGGCAAUGGAAAAAGCGUUUCCAGUAAUCCCUACAAUUUCAAUACACUGACUCAAGAGUGCGAAAAUCUAAAUAACGGAAAUCGCUCUUCCGAUAAUGUAAACGUCAAUGAACUUUCCUGCUAUUUCGACGACAUUCUACAUAUUCCCAAGAAAAUAACGGAAUGGGCUGAUAGAAUGUACACGUGAAGGUGCAUAUGCUACGCCGAUGUAGGUAGGGUGUCUUCUGUGUUAGCAAAGGCGGCAUGGCAUGAAUAAUUCUUAGUGUUACUCAAUGAUAAAAUACACUAGAUAAUUAUAUUUCAGUACCAAUAUAACCAAAUUAUAAUAUUUAUGUAAAUGCAUAAACAUCAGCGCAUGUCAU